This is a messenger RNA of Eimeria maxima, 918 nucleotides long. RefSeq lists its product as hypothetical. NCBI's taxonomy places the organism in Eukaryota, Apicomplexa, Conoidasida, Eucoccidiorida, Eimeriidae. The transcript is spliced from 7 exons. The record is from RefSeq and is a predicted model, not a curated record. Bases 1 to 918 code for a protein of 305 amino acids.
AUGAGGGGCGUACGGAUCUUUAGUAGCUGCUUGCUGCUGCAGCUGUUGCUGCUGCAGCUGCAGCACCUGAUGCUGCAUGCAGCAGGAGCGGAUGGCUCUGACCAACCGGGAAGCGGAACAGGUGCUUCUUCUUCCUUAGAGAGGGAAGGAGAAGCAGCAGGCACAGGAGGAGAUACCGAGAUUAUCGAUGGCAGCAGUCUUUCCUCAGAGCUAGGGAGGCCUACUCUUUUAGAACUCAUGAGAGCGGCAAGACUAGAGAGGACCCUUUUAAAUAAACCCAAGGGGAAGGCAGCAGGGUUUGCUUCUCUCUUUGACACCACCAAACUUAUGGCUGUCUUCGUUACUGUCGCCGUCCUCCUAUACGCUGUCAGAGUCCGCACCCGAAGAUACACCGCAGACGAAUUGACCCUGAAGAUGUCUCGUCAGGCGCGAUGGUUUAAGCCGCGAUUUGCAGCAUACACUGCAACUGACGGGCACAUCUACGUCGUCACGCUGGGCUUCAGGGGUUUGGAGCGUGUGGUGCUGCCCAAGAGGUACUCACAGCAAGUUUGUACACUGGCUCCUGGUAUUGCUGUCGUUAAAGUGUUAUUUGUGCAUGCAAGGCGUUUGCUGCCGCAGGAAAAAGAAAAUUUAAUUGGUUUGUUUGAACGCGCCCUUCGGCAUUUUGAAAGUGUCCCCCCGGAUGAGACAAGCGGUUAUUUAAUUGAAAAUUGGAGUCCAUCUGAAAAGAUACCGCCAAUAGACAUCCGCAUUUGGGGCCCUCCUAUACUGGCGCCUCAAGUAGCUGUCCUCUCGCCUCCUGAGGAGACAAUGGAGACAUUCUUGACACUUGAUAUCUUCGCCCUUGUCCCUUCUACGCAGCGGGCCCAGCUAGCAACAGCCCGGGCCCCAGCUAGCAACAGAGCGCGCCCCAGCUAG